UUUUUGAAAAUAAACUGGUUGCGCCACCUGUUAUUCCAAAAUCACACCUAUGAGUUUUUAAAGGAAAAUAUUCCCGACGAAAAGAUGUUUUUGGUAGGUUUGACUGGUGGAAUUGCUACGGGAAAAAGUACAGUAGCAUCUAUGUUUCAAGAAUUUGGCAUUAAAGUUAUUGAUUCAGAUGUCAUUGCUAGACAAGUUGUUGAACCAGGAACUAUUGCAUGGAAGAAAAUUAAAAAUGAAUUUGGGAGUGAGGUUAUUUUACCAGAUGGAAUGAUUGACAGACAGAAAUUAGGACAAAUUAUUUUCUCAAAUUCGGAAUUAAGAAAAAAGCUAAAUUCUAUUACUCAUCCAGAAAUAUAUAAAACAAUUUUUUGGGAAUGUCUAAAAUUAUUUUUAUUAGGUAAAUUUUAUUUUAUUUCGAGCAAAGCUAUAGCUACUGUGGGUUAUGAGCCCACUGUAGCUACAGCUUUGCUCCUAUACAUAUGA
Centruroides sculpturatus (bark scorpion) is the source of this 486-nucleotide messenger RNA. It is a transcript of the gene Dpck, whose product is annotated as dephospho-CoA kinase domain-containing protein-like. Bases 85 to 486 code for a protein of 133 amino acids. The transcript is spliced from 4 exons. NCBI's taxonomy places the organism in Eukaryota, Metazoa, Arthropoda, Arachnida, Scorpiones, Buthidae. Gene Ontology annotation, molecular function: ATP binding; dephospho-CoA kinase activity. Gene Ontology annotation, biological process: coenzyme A biosynthetic process. The record is from RefSeq and is a predicted model, not a curated record.